Molecule: messenger RNA, 1290 nt
Organism: Diaporthe amygdali
Lineage: Eukaryota; Fungi; Ascomycota; Sordariomycetes; Diaporthales; Diaporthaceae
Exons: 4
Coding region: 1-1290 (429 amino acids)
Molecular function (GO): O-methyltransferase activity
Source: RefSeq, a predicted model, not a curated record
AUGUCGGGCCGGAAUAUCGCAGAACUGGGCGACGAGAUCUCGAGCCUCACUAAGAAGACUGCAAAAGACUUUCAAACACAGGGCAAAAAAAUCCCGUCUAAUCAUGAUAUCUCAGCUACCGGGACAGAGCCUAUAGUAGAUGGAGAGUCAGCAUUAAAAUUGGCCGAAGCAGCAAGAGAGCUCGAAGCUCUCGUCUUGGGCCCGCAUCAAACCUUGGGUCUGAUGGGCCUUUCCGUGCACGAUGCCUCAAGCCUCGGCGUCAUAGCCGAGUUCGACAUCGCCAGCCUUGUGCCCCUCGACGGCUCCGCUACAUUCGCAGAGCUCGCAGAGGCGACCGGACUGGAUGAGGACAGGCUGACCCGCAUCCUACGGUACGGAACAACAAAUUUCAUUUUCCGCGAGAACCCAGCCGGCCACAUCCGCCACACCACCCUUUCAGCCCACCUCGCCCGCUCGCCCCCCACCGUCGCCUUCCAGCGCACCCUAGCCAGAGUCUUCAACCCAGCCAACGCGAGCCUCCCCGCCGCGCUACGCGCCCACCCGGCCACGGCGUCCCUGACGCAGACGGCCCACAACAUCGCGCGCGGCACGGACGCGCCCUUCUACUCCUGGCUGGACGAUGCUGCUGCAGCGGGCGACCUGCGCAAGGUCUUCGACGUUGGUAUGGAGGGCAUCAGCCGCGGCGGCCAGCGCCUGCAGGACACGGACCUGCGCGCGUAUCCGUGGGCGGACCUCGGCGCGGGAGCGGUGGUCGUGGACGUGGGCGGGUCGCGGGGCCACUUCGCGCGGGACCUCGGGGAGCUGAACCCUUCUUUCAAGCUUGUUGUCCAGGACCUGCCGCGGGUGGUGGAGGGGCUGACGGAGGAGUUUGCUAACGGUGGUGAUGGCGAUGAUGGCAAUGUGGUGACGUACCAGGCGCACGACUUCUUCGACGUCCAGCCUGUUGGUGGCGCGGAUGUGUAUUUCCUGCGUCAUGUAUUCCACAACCACCCAGACGCGGAGUGCGUUGCGAUAUUAAAGGCGCUGCUCCCUGCGCUCAAGGUGGGGAGUAGAGUGCUUGUCAGUGAGUAUGUUGUGCCUCCUUCUGAGGACCUUGAUGCGGGGCUUGGUACCAAGGCAAUGAGGCAGAUGGACCUGAUGACCAUGGCGCUCUUCAAUGCGAAGGAGCGGACCAGGGAUGAGUACGCAGCGCUUUUUGGGAGGGCGAGCGAGAGGCUUGUCUUGGAGGGGACAUACCAGGUGCCUGACGACCCGAGGAGUUGUAUUUUUGAGGCGAUUUAUAAGGGCUGA